AUGUACUCCUGUUGCUUAGCCUUGAUUUCCGUUUAUGCGCUGGGUACUAGUGCUAAAGAGGCAAUAGUUGAUGCGGUCCCAGUUGACCCCGAUAACCAGACGACCUGGGUGGGGCAAUGGGAGAAUCAGACGGCGAUUGAGGAGCAGUGGAGUGAAUAUCUGAGUUUAACCGGGCAAACGCUUGCUUCGCUUGCAGCCGGGGAUGCGGCCAGUUGGCAAGGGCUUUGCGCGGCUUGUGUCGAUACACUGACUACCAUUGAUGGGAUGAUGUCUGGUACCCAGAAGUUCCAAGAGGCCAUCAAGGCGCCCGCGCUUCACAUAUGUCAGGUGGCGCUUGCCACGGCUGGGUUCGGCACUGGGCCCAUUCCUGGGACGCGACUUAUUUGUCAAACAAUGCUGUUUUCCGAUAUGUCCCCCUUCAAGCACCUACUCGACUCGUUCCGCGACAAAAAGAAGACAUCGGCGCUGGUGCACAAGACGUGUCACCUCAUCCACGCCUGUUCCAAAAGCGAGCCG
Mesorhabditis spiculigera is the source of this 516-nucleotide messenger RNA. Lineage: Eukaryota; Metazoa; Nematoda; Chromadorea; Rhabditida; Rhabditidae. The record is from the annotation of a GenBank genome assembly.